AUGAAGGAAAAAUACCGACCGGGAAUUUACGUGGGCGUUGAGACUGGAAUGCUCAAGACCGUCGAACUUGGCCGAAGAACAGCAACAAACCACUUUGGCCCAAAUGAAUUGCAAGCUGACCAAUGUGUUCAAGAAAUCGCCUUUGCUAGAGAAAGAAAAGUUCUUGUCGCGAUGAAAAAUGGCGAAGCGAAGCUUUUCGAUACCGAAAAAUCCGAAUUCGACUACCCAAAAAAGCUGCUGGAUGACGAACAAGAAUGGGCAGGAUUGGGGCUUUUGGAAGACGCAAUUAUUGGAGCCACGGGCAAUGCGGUCGUGAAGGUUUGGGAGAAAAAGGAAUUUGAGGAGAGCAGUGAAGAGAAAAUUGCGCCGAAAGCGGAACAGACGAUCAAGUCGGCGGGGAAAGUUAGAGCUGGAAAAGUGAGAAGAAAGACAAUGGUCAUCGGUGGGGAAAGCACGCAAUUGCAGAUGGUGGAUUUGGAGAAUUUAGACAAGGGCGUCGUUUGGUCAGCAAAAAAUGUCCGUCCCGACAAACUGCAGCUGCACAUUCCGAUCAAUUUUCCAGCAAUCGCCCUUCCCGAAAAGACCGAAACAAUCGCAUGCACUUCCUACGGCUCGUUGACGAACCAAGCUCACGAACUGCGAAUUUACGAUCCUCGACAAGUCCAGCGUCGACCUAUCAAACGAAUCGAAUGGGGAACGUAUCCGAUCACUUCUUUGCUUUCCAUGGACGAAGAGGGGCAAAAAUAUGUGGUUGGAACGGCGCGAGGGAAAAUUGCACUUUUCGAUAUUAGAUUUGACAAGAAGUUUUUGUCUUUCAAGGGCGCUGCAGGAAGCAUACGAAGCAUGGCCCAGCAUCCAGACAAAGAAAAUAUAUUUUGUGCAGUUGGAUUGGACAGAUUUCUACAUAUUUAUGAUGCAAAAAUUAAGAAGAAAAUUCACAAGGUUUAUCUGAAAUCUCCAUUAAAUCGAGUGCUGAUCGAAAAAGGCGCAAAGAUCGAAAAAGACACGGAAGAAGAAAAAGAGGAAGAAGAAGAGCGUGAAGCUGAGAAAGUCGCCCUCGCUGGUCGAGAGAACUGCUACAAAUAUUUAGGUGUCAGUAAAUCGGAAACCACCAAAAAGAUCAAGUCUGCUUACAGAAAACUUGCCGCAAAAAUGCAUCCAGAUAAAAACCAAGACGACCCUUCAGCCAACGAAAAGUUUCAAGAUUUAGCUUGGUGCCACGAUGUUUUAUCGGACGAAAAGAAGAGGAAAAAAUACGAUAGAGGUGGAGAAAAAGCUAUUAAUGAGGAUAAUGGAGCUGAAGAUUUUGAUGGGGGAAUGUUUGGAGGCAUGUUUGGCGGCAUGUUCGGUGGAAUGUUUGGCGGACAGCAACGAGAAGAGCAUAGAAAGGGAGAUCUAGUUGUUGUUCCUCUGAUCGUCACUCUUGAAGAGCUCUACAACGGUGCAAUCAUCGACAUGACCAGAACAAAACGCUCGUAUCGGGAAGCUCCUGGCCAGAGAGACUGUAACUGCCGCGUCGAAAUGCGACAGAAAAGAAUGGGCAUGGGCCAGUUCCAAAUCUUCCAAGAGCAAGUGUGUGACAAGUGUCCGAAUAUGAAGCUGAUUUCUGACGAUGAAGAUCUCGAAAUCGAGAUUGAACGAGGCAUGGAUCACGGUCACUCGAUCGAGUAUUUCGGAGAAGGAGAACCCAAACUCGAUGGCGAGCCUGGAGAUCUUCAAGUUAUCCUUAGAUUGGUCAAUCAUCCGCUCUUCGAGAGAAAAGGCCACGAUCUCUACACAAACUUGACGAUAUCAUUGGAAGACGCUCUUACCGGCUUCGAGACGACUAUCAAGCAUCUAGAUGGCCACAUCGUCCCGGUCAAACGAUCCGACAUCACCUGGGCUGGCUUCAAAAUGCGAAUCAAAAACGAAGGAAUGCCUGUUCUUGAAGACAACACCAAGUUCGGUUCGUUGAUCGUGACGAUCGACGUUGCCUUCCCAAAGAAGCAGCUUUCCGAAGAACAGAAAAAAGUCAUUUCCGAAAUUCUGAGCCAAAGUGACGUUCAGCCCGAUUUCUACAAUGGCAUCAAAUACCCAAAGAAACGCCUGUAA
Molecule: messenger RNA, 2091 nt
Organism: Oikopleura dioica
Lineage: Eukaryota; Metazoa; Chordata; Appendicularia; Copelata; Oikopleuridae
Source: the annotation of a GenBank genome assembly